Messenger RNA from Peniophora sp. CBMAI 1063, 2118 nucleotides. NCBI's taxonomy places the organism in Eukaryota, Fungi, Basidiomycota, Agaricomycetes, Russulales, Peniophoraceae. The record is from the annotation of a GenBank genome assembly.
AUGCCAGAUCUCGUAGCUUUCUUCAUAAAGAUCAUAACAACAUUGAUUCUACAUGCAUAUUCUCAGCUCUCCCAAGCUGCCUAUCGCCUUGCUUCAUUGAGUAGAGACAGACUCCCAGGGGCGGACCCCAUACCAAAGAGGCAUCCUUCGCUCCCUCCCAUACAUGCCCUGAUCAUAGGCAUAAACACCUAUCGAUCCGAUCUUAUCACCGAUCUCCGUGGGGCAGUGAAUGAUGCUGAUGCCAUGAACGACUACCUACGCAAGGAGUUGCACGUCCCGGCCAAUCAGAUAGUCAACUUACGAAACAAGCAAGCGACCCGGAAAGCGAUCAUCCGAGAGCUCCGAGCAUUCCGCAAACGAGAGACCAUCCAGAAGGGCGACCCUAUACUCAUUUACUUUGCUGGGCACGGUUCGACUUCCAGUGUUCCAGACGGAUGGGCAGCAGCAAAUGGCAAGAUAUCACUCCUCAUGCCGUACGAUAGUCUCUCCCGAAAGGUGUACGGUGCGACCAUACAACCUAUACCGGAUCGUACCAUUGGCGCGAUUCUACACGACCUUGCCGAGGGCGGAAAGGGAAACAAUGUGACAGUGAUCCUUGAUUGCUGUCAUUCGGGGUCUGGUACACGCGAUCUCGACCCCAAGGCCCCGCUUCGCGAGCGAGGCAUUGUACUGGAUGAGAAAUACAAGCUGCCGUCGAAUCUUGACGUAGGCAUUUGGAAUGAGACCUCCAAGGACAGGGCUGUCUCCGUUGCCGAGGGGUUUUCACUCUCUGGAACGAAGUCGCAUGUACUCCUUGCUGCUUGUCGCGAAAGCGAGAAGGCCAAAGAAGACGAGGAUGGCGGGGUCUUCACUCGCUCGCUAUUGAACGCCCUGCGGACAUUGGAGCUUCAUAAGACAACAUACCAAGACCUGAUGGAGCAGAUCAUCAAUGUCCCAGGCCAAACCCCACAAUGCGAAGGUCAUUACAGCGACCGCAUACUAUUCAAUGCCCUCGUGAAGAGUAAGAAGUCUCUUGUAUACCCCGUAACGUCCGAAGGACAAAAAGUCAUUAUGGCUGCUGGCGCUAUCCACGGCGUAACAGAGGGAUGUCUGUACUCGAUAUACACGUCUCGCCACUCUGCGCCUGACUCCGAACCCCUGGCGGUCAUGUCGGCUUCAUCUGUCGGUCCCUUCAGGACAGAACUGUCUUGUAGUGACGCUGCCCGUGCGCUCGCCAUUACAUGGCCGUCUUCUUGCUUCGCCUUCCAGAGAACACGUUCUGAUGGCCAAGCAGUGCGACUAUACGUCCCGCACGGAGACAGUAUCCCGCCGGUCAUGGAAGCUCUGCAAGAGAUGCAUGAGCUUCAGCAGCAGACACUCAGUUUCGCUCUUCUGACGGGGAAUGAGAACGAGGCGCACUUCGGUGUACGCCUGGAUGGGCAUCGGAUCAAGUAUCCUAUAUGCGACCCCUUGGUCACAUCGUAUGGGCUACACGCGUUCUAUCAGACGACGAAGGCCAGGUCUCGCUACGUUUAUCCCAUUCUGCGGGCUGGGAUCCAUUUCUUCUGGCAUUUGCAUCACGGGCCGAAAAAGCAUCAACUGCUGGAUCACAUUCAGCCCCAGAUGUACGAGCUUGAGCUGGACGAAGACGGGGAACUCGGACUCGAUCUUCGACGUCCGUAUACGACGUCUGGGGGCAGCCUUCUGCAGUCGGGCCGUGUGGACAUCACCGUGACAGACCAGGAUCGGAGCGUCUACGGCAUUGCUGUCCAUAACCGACUCAAAGUGCCAUUGCACGUCUGGGCCUUUUACUUCGAUUGUAGCGAUCUCUCCAUCAACGAAUACCACAGACCGACUGCCGUUGGAAGGGGCGCAGACGCGUCGCUUCCUGCUGAAGGCAGCCUGACCAUUGGGUACGGCGACGGAGGUGGACGGCCCUUCACUUACUUCCUGCGGCCUGAGCAGGACGUAGAUGUCGGCUUCAUCAAGCUGUACAUCUCAACGCACUUCGUCGACCUCUCACAUAUCGAGCAAGAGUCGCCCUUUGAGGUCGGGAUGCCUCGAGGAAGCGAGAUGACGGUGGAACACUUCGAAGGGGCAUGGGAUACUGUGUUGAUCCCUGUGGUUCAACAUCGCUGA